Molecule: messenger RNA, 4666 nt
Organism: Harpia harpyja (harpy eagle)
Lineage: Eukaryota; Metazoa; Chordata; Aves; Accipitriformes; Accipitridae
Gene: SLC38A7
Product: solute carrier family 38 member 7
Exons: 11
Coding region: 1130-2548 (472 amino acids)
Biological process (GO): amino acid transmembrane transport
Molecular function (GO): L-serine transmembrane transporter activity; L-leucine transmembrane transporter activity; L-histidine transmembrane transporter activity
Source: RefSeq, a predicted model, not a curated record
CCCGAGGACAUCCCCUGCAAAGGCGGGGUGACCCUCAGCAGCACCGGGCCUUGCUUCUCGGAGUGGGGCGCCGGCGGGGCCCCACGCGGGUCCGUGGGUCUGUCGAGUCACCUUCGGAGAAGCGUCUGCUCUCAGGCUCUGUGGUUGUCACCGGCACGGUGGCUUUGCCUGGGGUGAAAGGACAGCCGGACACCCCUCCAGCAUCCUCCUCCGGCCAUGGGAGAAGCAUCGACUCAUCCGGGUGGGGACUUCAGCCAAAGGGGACCCGCGGCCGCCAGCAGACCCACCGGCCUGGGGACCUCGGACCUGUCCCCUCUGCACUCCUACCCCCGGGGGAGAGGGCUGCCUUUCUUCUUACCCUGCGCGGACCUGCGGGGUUUUUUCCCCUUCCCCAGAAAUCCCUGAAGAGGGUUCAUAGCACGAGCAUGGGGUUUAAAUAGCCUAGAAGGAAAGGGUGGGCUCGUCAGGAAAAGUCUCCGGAGACAUCAUCUAGGAAAAAAAAAGAGAUUUCCCUUGGCUGUGUAGGUCCCUGCAAAGCCCUGCCAGGUUGUGAGGGUUGGUCUCCUUCAGCUCUGAGGCACUGGGAUGAGAUCUGGGCUGUCCAACCCCCAAGGGCUGCAGUGCUAGAAACACCAGAUCUUCAGGUCCAAAAGCUUCUGAGACACCUCAUGCUGGUGGUUACCCUGGGGGUGCAGUGGAAGGGGCCAGUCCUGCUUUUCCUGAUGACACGGUGUUUCUGCUGCAUGCAUGGAUCGUUCCUGUUGAGCCCAGCCUUGACCUUUACUCGGGAGCACGUGCACAGCGGUUCUUGCAGAGCUUACAGGAAUUGGGGUUGGAAAUCAGGAAGCAAGCUGUGACGCUGGGUCUCGUGCCCACAGAAAGGCGAGUCCUGCUGUGAGGAUGCAGCUCCCCAGCCCUGUGGCUGGGGCUCAGUCCCCCAUCCGACGGCAGCGGUGUCCUCACCCUGGAUUUGGGGGACGAGAGGAGCAGUGAAGUGCCUGACCCCCGUGCUGCUGCGGUCCCAGCCUGCCUGUUCGCUGCCCUCCCUGCCUGAUGGGGCGAGCACUGGCAGAGGACCCUCCUCGAGGCGGCCGGCUGAGCCCAGUGCAGGAGCACUAGUGGGACGUGGAUGGUGGCGUGUGCCACCCUAGGAGGGACAAUGGCUCAGGGCACCGGGAGCAUCAACAGCGACUACAAGGAUUGGGAGUGGAGCACCGAUGCCGGGGAACGAGCCAGGCUCCUGCAGAGCCCCAGCGUGGAGACGGUGCCAAAGAGCGGAGAGAGCCAAGGAAAUGGUCUGGGGGCCACGUCAGCUUUGGGAGCUGUCUUCAUUGUGGUCAACGCUGCCCUCGGGGCUGGGCUGCUCAACUUCCCCGCCGCUUUCAGCAUGGCUGGCGGCGUGGCCGCGGGCAUCGCACUGCAGAUGUGCAUGUUGAUCUUCAUCAUUGGAGGCUUGGUCAUCCUGGCGUACUGCUCACAGGCCAGCAACGAGCGGACCUACCAGGAGGUUGUGUGGGCAGUCUGCGGGAAGGUGCCUGGCGUGCUGUGCGAGGUGGCCAUCGCUGUCUACACCUUUGGCACCUGCAUUGCUUUCCUCAUCAUCAUCGGAGACCAGGAGGACAAGAUCAUUGCUGCUCUGGUGACGGAGCCUGAGGAAGCUGGGAGCAGCCACUGGUACACGGACCGCAAGUUCACCAUCAGCAUCACUGCCUUCCUUCUCAUCCUGCCCCUCUCCAUCCCCAAAGAGAUCGGCUUCCAAAAAUAUGCCAGCUCCCUAAGCGUGAUUGGCACCUGGUACGUCACGGCAGUCAUUAUCAUCAAGUACAUCUGGCCUGACAAGGAGCUGGUGCCUGUGGAGAUCCCCACCAGCCCCUCCACCUGGACAGCCGUCUUCAAUGCCAUGCCCACCAUCUGCUUUGGGUUCCAGUGCCACGUGAGCAGCGUGCCCGUCUUUAACAGCAUGAAGCAGCCAGAGGUGAAGACCUGGGGGGCGGUGGUGACAGCGGCCAUGGUGAUCGCUCUCUUCGUCUACACGGGCACUGGCGUCUGCGGCUUCCUGACUUUUGGGGCUGGUGUGGAGCAGGACGUCUUGCUCUCCUACCCCUCCAAUGACAUCCCCGUUGCCCUCGCCCGGGCCUUCAUCAUCCUCUGCGUGCUGACAUCCUACCCUAUCCUGCACUUCUGCGGCCGGGCUGUCUUGGAGGGUCUCUGGCUCCGCUACACUGGGGUGACAGUGGAGGAGGACGUGGUUCGGGAGCGGAGGCGGCGCCUGCUUCAGACUAUCAGCUGGUUCCUCCUGACCCUCCUCCUGGCUCUCUUCAUCCCCGACAUCGGCAAAGUCAUCUCUGUCAUUGGGGGCUUGGCCGCCUGCUUCAUCUUCGUCUUCCCAGGGCUCUGCCUGAUUCAAGCCAAGCUCUCUGAGAUCCAGGAAACCAGGGCAAUCAGCUGGUGGGCCCAGGUCAGCUAUGGGGUGUUCAUGGUCACCCUUGGAGCCUUCAUCUUUGGACAGACCACUGCCAACGCCAUCUUCGUGGAUCUCACAGCCUGACUCCUCCUCCAGGCUGGACUGCACUGCUGCUGCUGAGGGGAUGCAGUUUUCCUCUAGGACCAAAGGGAAGUGGGGAGAAAACACGUUGACGUGUUGGGAAGAUCCAAAAGGAGCGUUGUAAUCUGGGGCUUGGCUGAAAGAGCCCUGUGGUGGUUUGUAUCUCGUUGUCUUAACGCACCAGGCGGUCAGGCUUCUCCUCUCAGCCCUGACUCCCUGGUGAAGCCAGAGCAUCACUGCAAGGGGACCUGUAGUCCAGGUCAAGCCCUUUCUGCCCUGCCAGGGUAGACAUCACUACCUUAGACAUCACUAAGGGGUUGCAGUUGGGGUUUGCGAAGGCAUGCUGCUCUGAUCCAUCUACCCCUGUGCUGGUGGAGCUCCUUUCCACAGCUUAAACUCCUUCUUCUCCCAACAUUGGAGGGAGACAGUGCAUCUUGCAUAAUGGGAGCUAGUAAUCAUGUUUAUCAGACAGGGUGACAACCCCCUAGUCCUCUUCUGUGUCAGUGUUUGGUUCGGUUUGAACUCCGCUUUCCCGUGGCCCAUCUCACCGGUCUCCUACCCUUACUCUUACAUCUCCCUCCACCUGGGCUGCACUUUCUGUUACAAAGUGGGACCGUCAUCUUCAGCCUGAUUGGUCAGGAGGAGCCCGGGGUAGGGACAGACCAGUGCAAUGUUUCCCCUGCCAGGGGUUGCUCGCUCACUAGAGAAGGUGCUGUGGCUGCAUCGACCUACUGGAGACACUACACUAGAGCAAAGCUCUUCUGACAGUUUCCAAUCCUGUUCUUCCAGGAGGUGUCCAGGGAAUGGGAUUGGGCCAGGUGUAGGUUUUAAGGGAUGCUUUGGGGAUAAAGCAGUCAGUAUUAAUCUGGUUUAUAUUGUACCCUUGGUUGUUUACACUCUCUGUGGCUGGUGUUGCUCUGGUCAGUCCCUCCGUUGCCUGUCUGGAUGAUAGUUUCACCUUUUCUUUCUCUGAGUUGAGCGGUUGCCCCAGCUGCAGAUUCAGUUGAGGGUGUUAAACUUCAACAGCAAACUGCUCUUGUUCAGUCCUUGAGUUCUCUUGUUUCUUGUUUGGCUUCUAAAACCCUGGGGGAGUGAGGGAGGGAGGAAUUCAUGUGUAUCUAUCGCUGCAUCUGUGCUGAGGGUCCAGCCCAGCUUUGUGCACCACCGGGCUUUGCCCCUCCUGCACCUUCUGGAAAAAGCCCAGGCUGUUGUGGUGGGAAGGUGAACCAUGGUGUGCUUCUGUACUUCUCACCAUGGCGCUCUCCCUCUGUGACCAGCGGUGGUGGGUGGGAGGACAGCAUGUGGGUGCUUCUCCACAUGGAAACGUUUGGUCUUUCCCUACCAAUGCUUGAGGUGUGUAAAUGGGGACCUCACCGCCACUCCUCGGGAUGCGAUGAGGAGACCCAGAUGGAGAAGGAGGAAGAAAAGCCCCAAGCACAGCAUGAAUGUUUGAGGGAACCUGUGAAGGCACGAGUCCCUUCUGCCUCCCCCAAGGUGCCUCCAACCUCCAUGCCCUCAACUUUUGACAAAACCAGGCUCCAGCAAAUCCCCCAUUCAUAUGGCGCUGGCUGCCUCUGAAGGCCCUUUGCCCGGCUCCUGCCUGAGAGCAGGCGCUGGGCCUUGGGGGAACCCUUGGCAUAAAGAAGAGGGUGCCCACCCCACCGCUACCCCACCCUGCAGAUCGCUCCUCCUGGACGUGGGGAGCACCGAGCCACCUCCCAUGGAGCCCAGCAGAGAUGCUGGAGGCUCAACAGAUGCCAAUGCCGAGAUGCCUUUCAGUGGCCAUCCCCCAUCAAGAUGGAGAAGGGUUUGGUGCCUGGUGGGUUUUGUGGCUUUGGCUUUCCCAAAGGUGUGCUGGGCACGAGGCGGUCCUACGGCCGAAGUGGAGGCAGACACAGUGUCCCACAUCUUUGGUUGUCACCCAAGGAGCCGCUAUACUCCCUCAAUGCCUCCCAGGGGGUCCGCAUGGCUGAGGGCAGGGGGGUACGGAGGUGCUGCAACCAUUUCUCUGUUUGCCUUACUGCUCCCCUGUUUACAAACACCGGCCUUUUUAAAUGUAUUUUCUACAUGCAGAAAGCGGAGGGACCUCGACUCAAUAAAAGUGACGUUGUGGUGCGUGCA